Motacilla alba alba is the source of this 951-nucleotide messenger RNA. Its product is annotated as collagen alpha-1(I) chain-like. NCBI's taxonomy places the organism in Eukaryota, Metazoa, Chordata, Aves, Passeriformes, Motacillidae. The transcript has a single exon. The annotation marks the transcript as partial. The record is from RefSeq and is a predicted model, not a curated record.
GGGGGUGCCGAGCCCCCUCUCGCUGCCCACGCCGGCGCUGCCAAGGCCGCCCGCGGCGGAGCAGAUGGCAGCGGGGUGGAAAAGCGGCCGGGAGCCAGGAAUAGGCAGCGCAGGCAGCAGCAGGCAGCGGGACGCCGGGAACAAGCCCGGUCGGGUGCGGGGGCCCCGGCCGCUCCCCCGGGUGCCGCGGGGCCCCGGCGCGACGCCAGCGGGCGUUUCGGGGUUUGCUCAACACCGGGUGGGGAAAGAAAAACAAGGGGAGAGCCGAGGGAGUUGCUGGGAGAGGGGAGGGUUGGACGCGGGCACUGGAAAAGCUGGAUCCGCCUUUGCCCCGGCCCGUGCCUCAGUUUCCCUGCGCCCCCAGGAAGGCGCGCUGGGGGUGGGCGAUGCCCGCGGAGGGGGGACGCGGAGUCACGUCCCCGGCACGGGAACGGGGGGCUGGGGGUGAGGCGCCCCCCGCCCUUCAGGCCGGCUUGGUGCGGGGGCAGCCGUGGCACCGCGGGGCUGCCAGCGUGCCACCGCCCCCCCCGUGUGCCCGCGGCCACCCACGCCGGGCUCAGCCGCGCGUGUCCCCGUCACUCGGCACCCACGGCCACCCACGGCCACCCACGGCCACGUGUGCCCCCCAUCUGCGCAGACCCCCUGCGCCCCAAAGCCGCUGCCACCCCCCGCCAAAGCCCUUGGGCACGGCGGAAGGUCACCGCUCUGGGGACAAGGUGCCACCUCGCUGCCCCGUGCCCGUGCCCGGCGGUGGCGCAGGAAUUCUGCGCCGGGAUUGUGCCAGCCGGAUCGUGUCACCGUGUCCCCAGCGCCUCGUGUCCCCUAAGAGCCCUCAGCGCCGCCGUGCCCGCCGCGUCCCCUGCCCUCCGAGCAUCCCCCGGCCGUGCCACCGGCGCGUCGCCCCAGCUCCGCCGGGGUUCGGCGGCCGCUCCGGGGUCGCCGUGCCGGUGA